UGAACAAUGGAGCAGGCAAGGAAGGUGAUGAUCAAGAUUCGAAGCUCCGACGGAAUGGAGUAUCAAGUGGAGGAGCAGACGAUGGUGCAGCAGUCAGCGUUUGUCCAGGAAUUGUUGAAGUCCCCCAACGCCAGAGAGAAUGGGAUCACGAUUCCCAAUGUCAAUACCAACAUUCUCGCCAAGGUUCUGAACUACUGUGAGAAGCACGCCGAGACCGCCGACAAGGUUGAGCUCGAAAGCUGGGAUGCUAAGUUCAUCGAUGUGGAGAACCACAUUCUCUACGAUCUCAUAAUGGCUGCUGAGACUUUCCUCAUCUCUAGUCUCCUGGACCUCUGCAGCAGAAAGUUUGCAGAAUUGAUUAAGGGGCUCACUGCUGAUGAAAUCCGAAAUAAUUUCCACAUCCAGAAUGAUUUCACCCCAGAAGAAAUGGAAUCAGUAAGAAAGGAGAACAUGUGGGAGUUUUAAAGAUGGCUGUCAGCAUUUGUUAAGAAAAGAAAAUUACUCUCCUCAUUUCAUCUUUUUCUUGAAGUGUUAGUACUCAAACAAUAGCAUACACAUAUAAUCUGUCUCAUGAUACACUGAUUGACUGGUAUGAACUCAAGACUACAUUUCCCUAUGGCAUCAAAUAGUUUUCACUGGUACUCUGUUUU
This is a messenger RNA of Dioscorea cayenensis subsp. rotundata (Guinea yam), 650 nucleotides long. Its product is annotated as SKP1-like protein 5. NCBI's taxonomy places the organism in Eukaryota, Viridiplantae, Streptophyta, Magnoliopsida, Dioscoreales, Dioscoreaceae. Gene Ontology annotation, molecular function: cullin family protein binding. The record is from RefSeq and is a predicted model, not a curated record. The transcript is spliced from 2 exons. Gene Ontology annotation, biological process: SCF-dependent proteasomal ubiquitin-dependent protein catabolic process. Gene Ontology annotation, cellular component: cytoplasm; nucleus. Bases 7 to 465 code for a protein of 152 amino acids.